GGGAGGCGUUGAAACAUCUCAGACGCAGGCGCGAGGAGUCUGGGAACCUUGUGAGAAAGUUACUGGGGGAGAACCGGGGUCUGAGGCAGGAGCUUGUCACCUCGGAAGAAAGCCUCCUGCGGGGAAUCCGGGCAGGAAUCCUGCACUGUAUUGCAGACCCGGGUCGCGUUCGAGCCCCUCACCCCCAACCUCCCAGUUCCCCGAGCCAUUUUGCCACCUGCGCUUUUGCACACCAGAGGAGAGAGCAGGAGGCAGCACAGGCAAGCGGGUGGCUAAACUUGGAAGGAGGAUGCUGACCGCCAGAGGGGUGACUCCCGGGCGCUGAGCCUCGAGCACCUCUUAAGGCAGCCAGCCCAAAGACCCCUCCCUUCCUGGACCAGGCAGCUGGGGCUGUAAACUAGCUGCGAUCGUGCCCUCCGGCUGAAGCCCGAGCUCCCCUGAGAAAGCCAGCGCGCUCCCCUCAGCAGCUCAGCAGCGGCAGCGCCCGAAGGGCCAGGCUAACAAGAGGAGGAAGGUCGGGUCAGGCGGGUAGCUGGGGGCGCUGAAGUGAACCCCAAGGGCUCUCUGGGGAGCCGCCACCGCUGCUGUUGCCGGCGGCAGCUCUAUCUUUCCGUCCUGGAGCUAUGGCUUGCGUAGGGUGCAGGGUGGCAGCUGGGCUCUGAGCGCUCUUCGCGCUCGCCUCUUCCCCUUUUGGACUCCACAACGGACUUCGUCUUUGGGCCAUGAAGACCUUCGCGAGAGCUGCUCCCCUUUGAGACCUAGCUCUCGCUCUUCUUCCUUUCUCUCAAUCCGCGUUUUGGCCUCAGGGUUUCCCUCCCCAUCUCCGACUGCUCUCGGCCGAGUGUGCCCAGUGAAGGCGCUCGCUCCGGGAUGGCGCCGCUGCCGCUGCCUCCUCCACGCCGGCUCCAGGGGCUCCUCCAAUCCCGGAAAGUUCACAGGAGGCGAGAGAUGCUGCUGCAUCAAGUUGGUUUCAUCUGCGGAGUCUUGUCCUUGGUGUGGUGUGCGACCAGUCUGCUCACCAGCCUCGGACAUGAAACAGCUUCCAAAGGCAAACAUCAAUUACCUGAAGUAUGGAGGAACAGAAGACUGAUGGCAUCAGUGAAUGGGACUCAGCCAGCCAAGAAUUGCACCGAUCCGGCAAUCCACGAGUUCCCCACAGAUUUGUUUUCCAAUAAGGAACGGCAGCACGGAGCAGUCUUGCUACACAUUCUUGGAGCACUUUAUAUGUUCUAUGCCUUGGCUAUAGUAUGUGAUGAUUUCUUUGUUCCAUCAUUGGAAAAAAUCUGCGAGAAACUACACCUGAGCGAAGAUGUUGCUGGAGCCACGUUUAUGGCAGCAGGAAGCUCGACACCGGAGCUCUUUGCUUCUGUCAUAGGUGUAUUCAUCACACAUGGAGAUGUAGGGGUUGGGACCAUCGUUGGCUCCGCUGUUUUCAACAUCUUGUGUAUAAUUGGAGUCUGUGGAAUAUUUGCAGGACAGGUGGUCAAUCUGACCUGGUGGGCAGUGUGCAGGGAUUCUGUAUAUUACACUCUAUCUGUCAUCGUUCUCAUCGCGUUCAUCUAUGAUGAGGAAAUUGUGUGGUGGGAAGGUCUGGUGCUCAUCAUUAUGUAUGCAUUUUAUAUACUUAUCAUGAAGUACAAUGUGAAGAUGCAAGCCUUUUUCACCAUCAAACAAAAAAACAUUGCCAAUGGAAACACAGUGAACAGUGAGCUGGAGGAUGGUAAUGAUUACUAUGACAUUAGCUAUGAUGAUCCUUCCGUGCCAUUGCUAUGGGAAGUGAAGGAGAAGCCACAGUAUGGCAAAAAUCCAGUGGUGAUGGUGGAUGAGAUCAUGAGCUCCAGUCCCCCGCAGUUCAGUUUCCCAGAGGCUGGAUUACGUAUAAUGAUCACUAAUAAAUUUGGGCCCAGGACCAGGCUACGGAUGGCAAGCAGGAUCAUCAUCAAUGAGCGCCAAAGACUGAUUAACUCUGCCAACGGUGUGAGUAAACCACUGCAAAACGGGAGGCAUGAGAAUAUAGAGAAUGGGAACAUACCAAUGGAGAACCAAGAGGAGCAACAAUCUCAGCAGCAGCAGCAGCAGCAACAACAGCAGCAACAACAGGAACAGACAGAGCCUGAGACGACAGAAACAGAUUUCCUCUCCCCCUUUUCCAUGCCAGAAGCACCCAUGGACCGAGCAAAGUGGAUCUUCACCUGGCCCCUGAUAUUCCUUUUGUUCAUCACCAUCCCAAAUUGCAGCAAACCACGCUGGGAGAAGUUUUUCAUGGUCACCUUUGUCUUCUCCACCCUCUGGAUUGCUGUGUUUUCCUAUUUAAUGGUGUGGCUGGUGACUAUUAUUGGAUACACACUUGGGAUCCCUGACGUUAUCAUGGGCAUUACUUUUCUGGCAGCGGGAACAAGUGUACCAGACUGCAUGGCCAGCUUAAUUGUGGCCAGACAAGGCCUUGGAGACAUGGCAGUAUCUAAUACCAUAGGAAGCAAUGUAUUCGACAUCCUUGUAGGACUGGGAAUACCAUGGGGACUGCAAACUAUGGUCAUUAAUUAUGGAUCAACUGUAAAGAUAAACAGCAAGGGGCUGGUCUAUUCAGUUGUGCUAUUACUGGGAUCUGUUGCUCUUACUGUGCUUGGUAUCCAUCUAAAUAAAUGGAGACUUGACAAGAAACUUGGCAUCUACGUGUUGGUGCUCUAUGCCAUUUUCUUGUGCUUCUCGAUAAUGAUAGAGUUUAACGUCUUUACUUUCGUCAACUUGCCAAUGUGCCGAGAAGAUGAUUAAAGUAAAGCCACAGCCGCUGGGAGGGAGAGUGAGCUGUCUUUGGGCCCUUAUGAAGAGGGCAUUUAACUUCUCUGUCUUUCCAUCCCAAAAUACGAGAGUCUUUCCUCCAUCACCAGCUAGCGGUCCACCCUUUCACUUGCUGGAAAGAAGAGCAAAUGAUGACCUUUGGUGGGUGGCAGGAACUUAAAGCCUGGGAGGCAGCAUUUCUCUCCUCUGGAGUUUCUCUUUCAAGGUCGUAUAAUAUGGAGGAAAAGAAAAAAAAAGGAGUCUCCCAAAACACUGAGCCACAGGGUCAAGGAAGGGUAGUUACAGUCUCCUUUUGCACACUACAAUGAGUGAGACUAGCGUGUGCCCCUUCCCUUCCACCCCUGCGAUCCCCAACACCCAGCAUUUGUCUUUCCCUGCCUGGCACUCAUGCUUUUGGAAAUAAAGCAGCCUAGUAAGUCGGAACUCUCCUUGGCUGCAUUCAGAGUAGAAACACUGCUCUCAAAUUUAACCGCUGGCCUGGGAAGCCAAAUUACAUGACAUGGCAUGCACUGUUGAAAACUUCCCCUGGAAAGGCUUGAUUUUUUUGGAGGCCUGUGUCAUCGGCAUGUUGGAGCAUUCAGCGAUGACACUGAAUAUGCCGCCACUUGUCUUGAAACCUUUGAAGAAUAUGCACAAUUCUUAGAGUGGAAGAUGGAAAAGUGGCGACUGCCAUCACCUAUGAUGAUGCACUUGGAGCUUGAUCUACGAAAUAUUCAAAAACAAAGCAACACCUGUGCAGAUAAUCCCGAUGGAAAAUGUUAUGCUAUCUAAAAGGAACAUGGUAGAAAAUGGAAAAAGUCAUGCUUGUGGGAAAGCAAACCUAGAUGUAACAUUUUCACUGGCACUAAAAAUUUAAACUUAGAGAUAGAGAAGAUGGUAAAAAUAACUUAAAAAUCUAAUUGGGUGCUAACUCAGUAAUACAAUGGAAAUUGUCAUGAAUAGUUUAAAAAUGUGUUUCUUCCAUAAACACACUCUGCAUCUUCUAGAUGACAAAUUGCAACAUCAAUUUGGUUUUAUCAUCCAUUAUUCACAUUCUACUCUUGAAACUAGGCCAUUUGUCAAAACAGUUGUUGAGAUACUCCACCAAUUUAUGAUGUAAUCACCAUGCCAGGUAAAGCAGUGCCAUGAUUAGUGAACAAUGACAAGGAUAGAGAUGUCCCCUUCAUCUCUUUAGGUAAAGGCAACUCUUAAAACCAUAAUUUCAAGACACAAAGCUACUCCAACCUCAUGGUUUAUUUUAUGUGAGAUGCCAGAGAUGGUUUAUCAAUUCAAAAUAGAUUCAACAGUAUAGUUAACAUUUUUUUAAAAACUGCUAUGUAGCUCUGAAAUACUUAUUUAAAAGAUUUAUUAAAAUAAACCAUUUGAGCUUUCUUAAAAAAGAGCACAAUUAAUUUUCUACAUAGAUUUUUUUUAUUUUUUUAAUGUUUAUAUAGCAAAAGUCUAUAUAAGAUGACUAAAUAUUUGAUGCAUUUUUAAUAUUUAAAUAUUUUACAAUUAACAGUAUAUAGGAACCACCCAUGAUGAUUUCAAGAAAAUCAUAUGUUUAAAAACCCACAAAGAAACAGCCCUCAAUUAGUGAGAAAAAGAGUGAGUUCACAUCAACUAGGGAAUUCCUGAAGACUUUGAUUGCUCUAAUCUAUAUACUAUUCUUAAGUUGGUUUGGGGUUUUUGGGGGGGGAAGAAGGGGGUUCUAGUUAAAGGCAUGACCACAUUUUCCUGCACCUCUUCUGAAUUUCAUUAGCCUGAAUCUUCACAGGAAGAAGCAUUUGUGUGUUUCUCUCAUCAAUUCCGUUUAGCCUGCAUGAGUCUAAGAAGGGAAGGACUGAUGCAUUAUCCUGUUCUCCCUUCUGAUUCUAAGUCAGUAUUAGUAGUCAGACCAAGAGGAAGCUUUAGGAGCCAUGGUAGCUAGACACUGGACCAUCCAAUCCAUAGGUUGACCAGAAGGCUGUGUAAAUAAAUCAGUGUAUACUUCUGGAGGCUGGGAAUUUUAGGGAGUUGAAGACGUCUUCCCUGUGGUAGAUGGCAAAAACAUAGACUAACUUUCUCAGAAUAGGGAAAACAUGUAUAAUUUUAACUUAUGGCUUGGUUCCUGUGGGAAUAAACCCUUGUUUAUUCAGGUUUCAGUGGAACUUCAUCAAAUGCUUAAGUGACCGAUGGUCUCUUGAGGUCACAUCCUACCAUUGUUCCUCAUUCAAAGACUUUGCUGAGGACCACAAUAGAUUUGUAGCAAAAUGUCAGAAUAAAACCCAGGCUACAUAGUCCCAGCCAAGAGGAGCAAUGUGUUGAUACGGAAAAAAUGUUAUACUGGGGCAAUGUAAAGAAUUCUAGAUUUAGAGUUAGCAAGCCUGGGUUCUGUGUUGACUUGCUGUGUGAUCUUGGGCAAAUCACUCCCACUCUGGACCUAAAUGACCUCAUCCACCAAAUGAGGAAGCAGAACUCCAUAAUCUCAGAGGUUAAUUCUAGUUCUUACAUUCUGUGUUAUAGAACUUACUUGUCACACACGACCAUCCAAUUACUCUUAUGAAGCUUAAUUAUAAGGAAAUUCUCAUUAUAAUUUUCCUUAGAAAAAUAAUUUUAAGGUUGUGGGUGUUUUUUUUUGAGUAGUCUAUUAUCAUGAUCCUUUUAAAACUAUAAUUGUAAGUACACUACAGCUUCCAAUAGAAAAUAACAAAUGUUUUUAAUUUAUGAAAUCCAUGUGUAUAGUUUUCUUUUUAAUUCACUGUGCCAAUGGAACUCUCUUAAAGCCUAUAAACAUUUUUUUGGACACAGGUAUACAUAUACUUUAGGUGAACAUAUAAUUUUUAAACUGAAGCAGAAAUUAGGCCCCAGAGCAAUAAACAUCAAAUGCAAAUUUGAAAGAAUUAUUUGAAUAAUUAGGAUUUUAUUUUUUAAGACCUUUUUUACCCUACUUUUAUUCCCAGAGCCAAUUAGCACAUGGAAAUGUCUAUUCUGUGGAGAUGGAAAAUUAAAGCUAUGUAGAUUUUGAAUCUUAAGGAAGAAAAAUCACUAAUUUUAAUAGUAUUGAAGUUGCCUCUAUUAUAGCUAUCUGGUUGUUCCUUUCACCUCCAUUGUCCUGUAUAAAUUGGAUCAGAGUCAUUUGGAUGAUCCAUCCUAGUUCUGCUUUUUAUUUCCUGAGUCACCUUUACCUCUCUGGAUCUCAGUUUUCUGACCUGUAAAACCAGGUAGUUGAACUUGGCUAAAAGUUCGUACCAACUCUUAAGUCAGACUGGGUUUCCCAUUCUUGCUGGAGUGAGUUAUGGAGUGGAUGGUAAAGAAAGGUUCAGGUACCUGUCCCAGAAGUGAGUUCUGAACCAGAAGCAAUAGGCAAAGUUUUCUUUCUUGACUGAGUUAACACCAACUCUGUUUUCUGUCAUCAUCCUAUAGUGAUCAGUCUUCCCCAAAGAAUGCCUGAUCAGUCUUGGUCUUGCCUUAUCUAUUUUCCUGGUGAAACUUCCUUCUUCUGUCUUCCAUUCUGAUUGAACUUGUUUGGGGUCCGCCAUGAUGUUGCAUGGCUCUUGGCAUACUUGUUGAUUGAGAGGCUUGAGGAUGCUGGGUCACUUGAGCUCAGGAAUUCUGAGCAGCAGUGGGUUGAAGCUAGUAGGUGUCUGCACUAUUUGGCAUAAUAGGAAGGAGAGGAAGAAGGAAUGUUAGAUUUAUCUAAGCAAGGUUAGGGUUAGAAAAAGAAACUGAAUAAACCAUUAAUGAAUUCCCUAAGAAAAAAACCCCAGGGCCAGAUGGAUUCACAAGUGAAUUCUAUCAAAUAUUUAAGGAACAAUGAAUCCCCAUACUAUAUAAACUAUUUGGCAAAAUAAGCAAAGAAGGAGGCCUACCAAAAUUUUUGUGGUGUUGAUAUCAAAGUCAGGAAGACCAAAAACAGAAAAAGAAAAUUAUAGACCAAUUUCCUUUAUGAAUAUUGAUGAAAAAUUAUUAAAUAAAAUACUAUCAAAGAGACUACAGCAAUAUAUCACAAGGAUUAUUCAUUAUGACUAGAUAGAAUUUAUACCAGGAAUCCAACCUGGUCAAGGGAAGGAAACAUGGUCUUAAAAAAGAGAGAGAGAGAGAGAGAGAGAGAGAGACAGAGACAAAGUUGUUUGGUUAAUUUGUGUUGUUAUUACCAUUGUUUCCUUUCAUUUCUCUUUGUGUUGUUCUCAGAUCUCAAAUAGCAGACAGAAUGUUAAGUAAUAAUUAAACAUGCUCACUUGACCAAAAAAGAGUCCACUGUGGUUCAGUGGCAAGAUCCUUGAAUUUAUAGGUAGAGGAUCUGGGUUCAAAUUCAGGCCUUACCGCUUGCUUGCUACAUCUGUAAUCUUAGGUAUGCCUCUACAACUCUUUGGGCCUCUGGUCUUCCUCUUUAAAAUGAAGAAGUUCAAUUAAAUGGCUUUGAAAGUUCCUUCCAGCUCAAAAUCAAUGAUCCUAAAUUUGUCUUUCAUUAUCAAACUCCUCAGAGAUACAGAAUCUACAUCAUUAUUUGAAUAAUUUCUUAGUAAGCACAUUUAGCUAGGAGAUGUGAAUUCUGCCAGAAUUCUGAUUUUUGUGCUCUCUAGGCCUAGAUACUAAGGAAAGAUUUAGGAUCUGCAAGCAGCAGAUUCAUUUCCCUUUUGUGACAAUAAUUUAUGACAAUAUGCAAGGAAAGAGGAAGAAUGACUGGAGCUGUAUCCUUAAUGCCCAAAGUUUGGAUUUCCUGGGGAAAAACUUAUUAUUUCAGAUAUGGUAGGAUUGAGAAUCAUUCACAAGGGGUCCUUCCUUGCUUCCGACUUGCUGCUUGUCCUUGGUACUUGUUUCAUUCCAAAGAGUGAGUUUGAUAGUGGUGGUGAUACACAACUUCCAGAAACAGUGAGCUCCAUAGCACAAACUGAUGGUCUAAAAGAGUGAAUGAAUCUUCCUUCCCACCCUAGUUCAGGAAAGAAUCUGGCACCUUUAAAGAUCUUUUUGAAGUGAAUCUACUCUUGUUCUGACUAUUCUUCUGUGUGCAUGAAGUUUGUGUUAUUUAAUUAAGUGAAAUUGCAGAGGAUCCAUUUCUCCAUUUUUUCCCAUGUUCCCUCAGCUGUUCUCUGUUCAUCAUUUCUUUUUUUAAACCCUCACCUUCCACCUCAGACUCAAUACUCAGUAUCAGUUCGAAGACAGAAGAAUGGAAAGGGCUGGACAAUUAAGAUCAAGUGCUUUGUCCAGGGUCACACAACUGGGAAGUGUCCGAAGCCAGAUUUGAACCCAAGAAGACCACCCGUCUCUAGUCUCUCAAUCCACUGAAAGCUGCCCCUGUUCAUCAUUCCUUAAUCAGAGCAGGGAAUGAGAAUGUAACUAAACACUGGAAGAAAGAUGCACACUUUUCUACAUUUCAUAUAGCUUAGAAGUAAGAUAAUUAAUAGUAUUCAGGAAGGAGACACUUAAAUGCUUGUGGAAAGUCUUAAAGAAGCAUCAGCAGAGUGAAGAAAAUACUGAAUUUGGAAUUAGAAGAUUUGAGUUUGAAUCUUGGUUCUUCUAAUUGCUAACCAUAAUUUAAUGUGAUUUAAUCACUCUGCUUCAGUUUCCUCAUCUUUAAGGAUGAAGGUAUUGAACUAUACGACCUGUAAAGUCUCUUGUAAUUCCAAACCUACAAUCUUAAUAAAUGACCUUUUUGUCUGAUAGGAUCAGAAAUCUGCUGGGAUUCCAAGCAUCUUUCUUCUUCUUCCCAAUAUAUCCAUGAGUAUAUCUAAAACCACUGGAGCUCAUCCCUAAUAAACAUUAGCCUACUCAUCAGAGUAAAGUUUGCAGAUAUAUUCCAAGUACCUUACUGAGUUAUUGCCACAGCCACUCCAAUCCUACAGGUCUUCCCACCUCAUACCUACCAUUUCCAGGAUCAUUGUGCUCCCCACUGAACCUAUGCUCAUCUGAAAAGCAUCUCCUCAAAGUUCCUGCCUCGAGGAACUUAAGAAUCCGGGAUUUCAUUCCAGCCAAGAGGAUCCUAGAACUUAGAAAUGGAAAGGACCUUGGAAAACCUGGUAUCCAAAAGGAAGCUGAGCUCUGGAGGCGAUAAAUGAUAUAGCCAAGAUUCCAACCCAGGUCCCUUGACUCUCCAUCUAGCACUCAUUCAACUUUAACAUGUGUGUUUUCUGUUCUUCUCAGUCAACCAUGCAAGUCCCUCUCUGUGGAGAGAUUUGGUUAGCAGCUUCCUCAAAACUAUAAGAAGGGGCCUCUCCAAAACCACUCAUUUUGAAUAAUCUUUUCCAAAUGUCUGUGAUGCAGCCAGUACUGGAGUGAGAAGAGAUGAGUUUGCUCCACAUCCAUUUCAAUUCUUGUAUUCAGUGAAAACAAGCUUAAGUAGCUUGUCAUCGAUGUCCUUUUUUGCUUAAUAAAAACAAUUUCUUGUCAUCAAAAAUAAGCUUCCAAGUUAGAUAACAAAACACUCGGUCGCCAUGUUUUGUUUGGCGUGAGGAUUGUUUGUCAAAAAGACACAUUCAUUAACCAGGACCCCAAUCUAACAAGAAAUUUUGGUUUAGUGGUGGGUAAUUUGUUUAUAAAAAACACCACACUUUGGCUUGGACUUCAAGCCAAAGAAUUAUGGUUCAAAUCUUGGCUUUCCUGUUUGUCUAUGUAGUAAUGUAAUUUCUCUUCAGGCCUCAGUUUUCUCAUUCCUGAAAUGAAGGGAUUCAGAAGCUCUUAGAUUUAGAGCUGAAGUCCAGUCUCUUCAUUUUAUGCAUCAGAAACCUGAGCCCAAAAGGAACAGGUUAAGUGACUUAAUGAAAGAUAUGAAGGGAUAGUGAGAGAGAGGUGAGAUGUGACCCUAGGUCCUCUGACUGACCCUUGUGCUCUUCCCAUUUCACCAACUGUCCCUUCCCAAAGUAAAUCUUCUAAUUAACUAAGUCUAAAUGGAAAGGCUCAUUUUACAUUAAGAUUGGGAAAUGCUAGAAGUCAUGGUAACCUGGCCAUCAUGCUGCUCUCAGACACAGAGGAAUUAUGCUUCAAUGUACAGCUUAGAGGAAUAAGCAUUUUCAUCUUGAUACAGCCAUCAUUCAUUGGCCAUUCUUCACUGUUGCCAUUUUGUUGCCCUCCUCACAAAAGAGAGAGCUACAUGGUGUUGAUGAUCAGACUGUCUUCAUGAGGUCAUGUGUUUGAGAGAACUUUAGCACUUAAGGGAUCCAUAAUUCCAUAAAUUUGGAGAAUCACACAAAUCUGGUCUUCCUGAGUUCUAGGUCUGCAAAGUUUGUGUAGUGGCCAACCAUCUCCUGAGGAGCAUCUCCGAAUUUAGCCAGGCUGCUUCUUGAGUGAUAGAUAGGCAGUCCAUUGCCAGGCUUAUCCGUGAAGUUUUCCUAGCUCAGUAAGACCUACCAGAACUAGUGCUUUGUUGGCAUGACCCUCAAUGGGUCUACCCACUUUAAAGAAACAUGGGAUUGUUGUAUCUGGAGUUGCAAAAGAGCUUAGACGUCAUCUAGUCCUUCUCCACCUAUUUUCCAGAUGAGGAAAUUGAGGCUAAGAGAGGUAAAGAGAAAUGCACAAGGUCACACAGAUAUGAAGUAGCAGAACCAGGAUUCAAACACAAGCCCCCUAAGUCCAGAUCCAGCACUUCAGUUAAAGACUUUAGGGAAGGUCUAAAAAAAAAACAAACCUUACUUUUCACCAAAAAAUAUCUGAAUCUUGGCAAUUUUGUUUUUAAUGAUAUGUUGCACUCCUUUCAUGCCUCCUGUGGAUUCUUUCUUCAUUGCACAUGCCUCUGCCACAAGCUCGUAGCUAUGGCUUAUUACAGUAUACUCCUUUCAGCUUCCUGUGCUUCUGAAGUAUUUUGUUUAUGUGUAGCAUUAGUGUCCAUCAUGGGUUAAUCUGAGAUUUUGCUCAACUUCUUCCUCAGUUCUCUAGGUAGUAGUUGCCAUUGGGGGAAAGAAAUGCUUGAUUAGCCCAAAUGUUGAGAGAAAAACAAACUUUUAGGAAAAUUAAAAAUACUUUGCCCAUGGGAAAUUAAGGAACUCAACAGAGUUAAAAUUCUGGAAUCAUCUGCUCUUUAUUCAGACUGAUAAUCUCUCAGUUUAAUCUAUACACAAUGUUAUUGUUUGCCAGAAUUUCUACAUAGUUUCUUUAUUAGCUCCAUUGGCCAGGACUUUUUCAGUGAUGAAUCAAGAAGGUAAAUGACUCUAGAAAAUUCAUUUUUAAAAAAAGGAAAAUAUUUGCAAUUUGUUGUUGGGAUUUUUUUUUUAUUAUCCACAUGAGAUUUUGCUGGGUUUAUCUUUAUCCCCCAAAGGAAACAUCAUUCCAAUAGUCAAUAAAGACUUAGCUUUCCUAGUCACUAACCCAGAUCCAUGUUUUUUCCUUACAGCAGGGAGGAACAAAACCAUCUGACAUCCUGUGACCUUGAGCUCUGUCAUCAUGUCACAUCAUAGAUUUAAAGCUUGGAAAAACCUUAGAAGCCAUCAACUCCAAACCCCUCAUUCUACGGAUGAGGAAACAAGCCAAGAGAGAUAAAAGAGACUUGCCCAAGAGUACCCGGGUAGUAACAGAGGCAGGGUUUGAACCCAGGUCCUCUGACUUUUAAAAAAAAAUUAGUGGUAUCAUUAAAGUAAUUUCAAGUAAUUCAUUUUAUCUCUCAGCGCCUCUGUUUUUUCUUCUGUAAAAUGAUGGAAUUAGACUAGAUAACCUCCUCUAACUCUAAGUCAACAAAGCUUUCCCACAAUAGAAGGUUCCAAAAGUUUUGAAGUCCAGAACAUCUUUAACACUUACCUUUUACUUCCCCCUAUAGUGCAAGGAGAUCAGAAAGCAAUUGCUAAUCACAAUGGCAGGAUUUCUCUUUCCUCCUCACCCCACUUUUCCUCCAAACAAAACUAUGGUAUCUUGUAGGAAUGGAAGCUCAAAAAAACUGCCGUACUAAGCUGAGUUGGGGUGUGUGUGUUGGGGGAGAAAAUGGAAGCAUAUAGUUCCAUUGAAUGGACCAUUUGUUUUCCAUGCUGUUUCAGAGAUGCUGCUGGACCUUGAAUGCAGAGCACUUUGGGGGGGGACAAAGAGGGGAAAUAGAGUCACUUUCUGAGUCUCCUAACAAUUGCCAAAGUGGAAUUGUUACUCAGCUUUUUAGAGAACAAAAAAAUUAGAUUCUUGAUGACCUUAAGAAGAUGGUCUUCCAGAUGUGGCAGCUCCUGGGCAUUAGGGGCAGAAUCCAAAGAAAUAAAGUUUGGCAAAUGUCUAAAAUUCAGGCACAGAUGGUCCCCAGGAGGGGCUCCCCUUACCACUCCAGACCUAAGGACUUGAGGAGCAGGGAACCACUGGGUACCAUAAAUGGUCUGAGCCUAUGCAGAAACCCACUGAUUUACCAAGUAGCAAUUAUGUGGCAUGACAUGUUUGGAUUCCACUGAGUACCAAGGAUACAGCUCUUUCCAGAAUGUGUUCAUCAUCAGGAAAGAACCUUUUGUAAAAAUACAACUUCGGAAGCCACUACCCAUCUUUUUGUGGGGUUCAUCCAGGCCCUUCCAUCUGACACACUGGACUGGACUCAAGUGCAAAAUCUCUUUAAUAAUAGGCUGGGGACAAUGAGUUGGGAAAUGGAAAAUGACAUAAAUGCAUUAUGUUAUUUAUUUUUUCAAUGACUGUGACCUUCUGCACUGUGAGUACUCUGUGAUAUGGGGUCCUUAGUUUAAAAAAAUUGUCAUUAAAUCUGAAUGAAUUAAUGUUCUUGAUUUUAAGACAUUGGCAUGAUUUUCUGAUUAUUUUUAUUGUGAAGAAAAAAGUAUAGAAUAAAUAUGAAUUAAGCCUUUCUAAGACAUCUAGCAAUCAGUAUUGUAAUGCAAUAGCUAUAUCAAAAAUCUGUGCACUCUCAAUAAAAUGAAUGAGCACAA
This is a messenger RNA of Monodelphis domestica (gray short-tailed opossum), 12590 nucleotides long. It is a transcript of the gene SLC24A4, whose product is annotated as solute carrier family 24 member 4. Gene Ontology annotation, biological process: sensory perception of smell; calcium ion transmembrane transport; intracellular calcium ion homeostasis. Gene Ontology annotation, molecular function: calcium channel activity; calcium, potassium:sodium antiporter activity. NCBI's taxonomy places the organism in Eukaryota, Metazoa, Chordata, Mammalia, Didelphimorphia, Didelphidae. The record is from RefSeq and is a predicted model, not a curated record. Gene Ontology annotation, cellular component: plasma membrane.